CAUAACUAUGGGACCAUCUUGACCCGACCCUCUUUUUCCCGACGUCCUCUACCUCGGCUAUUAAUGAAUUAAUGCUCUUUGCAAAAGCAAAAUGCACAAGGCGAGUCUACCGACGUACCAGUCUCUUCAGUUCCACGGAUACUAAACCCUUUCCGGGGAUAGUGGGUAGACUUGAGGUAGCUGAAUGCUGAUCUUGUCGUGUUCCUACUGUCUUUUCUAUUUUAUCCGUUCAAUGGUCUGUGUCGCCGCCGAUUUCCCUACAGAAUGUGAUAAAAAAGCGCUUCGGCGAAUCAUCUGAGUGGUGCAUUCCUACCUGUUCAGCUUCGACGCCUUAUUCCACCUGCACAAGAUGCGCUUCAAGCAGCCGCAAUGGGCGCCGACGCUCUCGCACGCACCCGAUGUCUCUAUUGUUGAUUUUAUCUUCGACGAAAAGUACGGACGCAGAGCCUUUGAGGACUCUAGGCAGCUCUUCAUUUGCGGAGUUUCAGGAGAGGCCCAGUCAGCUACCUCGGUUCGAGAUCAAGUCGAACAUUUAGCUGCCGCUAUCGGUAGAGAGCUGGGCUGGGAUGUCCAUGGAAACAAUGCGCUAGCUAAAGUGGCGUGCAUCUUCAGCGUCAAUACGAUCGACUACCUGCCCGUCGUAUGGGCCAUCCGUCGUUUGGGAGGUGUGGCGGCACCUGCUAAUGCGCAAUAUUCUGCAACUGACCUCGCAUAUCAGUUGAGAGACUCCAAGGCUGGUGCAAUCUUUACGUGUGCGAAGCUCCUGGACACAGCGCUCCGGGCCGCAAAGGAAGCUGGCAUCCCUCGGCAUCUGGUAUACCUGAUGGAUUAUCCUGAGAAGCUUGAUACAGGCGCAAUAAUCCCAGAAUUCAAGAGCACUAGCAAACUGGUUCAGGAGGGCGUACAGCUACCAAGACUUGAGCCGUUGAAAUGGACUAAAGGUCAAGGCAAAUCUCAGGUUGCCUUCCUCUGCUACUCGAGCGGCACUUCUGGUCUUCCGAAAGGGGUCAUGAUAUCACACCACAACGUCAUCACUGCGAUUUUGCAGAUAUCUUUGUUUGAGAAAAAACUCCGCGACGAUCGUGCCAAGAAGCUAGAUCAAAAGUUCUAUACAGAGAGUGUGUUGGGAUUGCUGCCAUUCAGCCACAUAUAUGGACUAGUAGUGAUUGCGCACGCAAGUGCCUGGCGCGGCGAUAGUAUCGUUGUACUACCCCAGUCUGAGCUCAAGUCAUGUCUGCAGACAAUCCAAGACUAUGCGAUUAACAACCUGUUUCUGGUACCACCCAUCAUCGUUCAAAUGACCAAGAGUCCGGAACUGAUGUCUCGUUACGAUCUCAAGAGCGUCCGGUCUAUCUUCACAGGCGCCGCACCGCUAGGUCAGGAGACAGCCGAAACAUUGGCCAAGCUCUACCCAUCGUGGGUAGUGCGACAAGCAUACGGCCUCACUGAGACGACGAGCGUGGCAAGCUCAUCUGUUGAUUUCGAUAUCUGGUUUGGUUCUGCCGGAUCGUAUGUCACGGGCGUGGAAGCUCGUGUUGUUGAUCCAGAAGGUCGGGAUGUUACUCAAUACGGGCAGCGCGGAGAGCUGUGGAUCAAGUCCCCAACCUUGGUCAUGGGAUAUCUCAACAAUGAAAAGGCAAAUGCGGAGACUUUUGUGUCAGAUGAGAAUGGCGAUAGAUGGAUGCGCACUGGUGAUGAGGUCAUAGUGAAGAAGUCCCCCCAAGGACAUGACCAUCUAUUUGUUGUGGAUCGUAUCAAAGAUCUCAUCAAAGUCAAGGGCUUCCAGGUUGCACCAGCUGAGCUUGAGGCCCACUUGCUCCUCAGUCCUUUUGUAGCUGACUGUGCAGUAGUAGCCAGCAUGGACAAUAAUGGCAAUGAAGUGCCUAAGGCGUUCGUUGUUCAGUCUGCAUCAGCAUGUUCCGGUUUGAGCAACCAAUCAAUCAGGCAGUCUAUAAACAGGCACGUCCAAGAGCAUAAAAGCAAUUAUAAAUGGCUACGGGGAGGUAUUGAGUUCAUACCCGUGCUACCGAAGAGUCCAAGUGGCAAGAUUCUAAAGCGGCUACUGAAAGGGGAUGCGGAAAGGCGGGGAGAGGCUAAACUAUGAUAUUUGACGAAGGCCAAACGAAUCAUAACAUAGUGAC
Fusarium redolens is the source of this 2141-nucleotide messenger RNA. RefSeq lists its product as uncharacterized. Lineage: Eukaryota; Fungi; Ascomycota; Sordariomycetes; Hypocreales; Nectriaceae. The record is from RefSeq and is a predicted model, not a curated record. The coding region runs from base 350 to 2104 and encodes 584 amino acids. The transcript has 4 exons. Gene Ontology annotation, molecular function: CoA-ligase activity.